Molecule: messenger RNA, 543 nt
Organism: Thlaspi arvense
Lineage: Eukaryota; Viridiplantae; Streptophyta; Magnoliopsida; Brassicales; Brassicaceae
Source: the annotation of a GenBank genome assembly
CGCAUAUCCAAAAUCUGUUCCUUCAUUUCUACCAUAACCUUACACAAAACGACUAAGACUUUGAUUUGGAUUUGUUUAAUCUUAUGAUCUUCAGGUGUGUGAACUCGAUUUGAUUUUUAACUUCCACAAGGCGUAUUAUAUAUUGGAUGAGCUGUUGAUCGCCGGUGAGCUUCAAGAGUCGAGCAAGAAAAUAGUGGCGAGGAUCAUAUCAGCUCAGGAUCAAUUGGUGGAGGCUGCGAAAGAGGAGGCUAGUUCCAUUAGUAAUAUAAUUGCUCAGGCGACCAAGUAGUUUCACUCUUCUCCUGCUCUUACGCAAUGUUUAAACAUGGUUAAUGGUUUUAAUAUUUCCUGAUAAAUUCUCUUCUAAAUCUCACACUUUUUGGUUUUUUUUUUUUUCAUGUCAUGUGUAUUAUUUGUCUGGUUUAUAAGUAAUAUGAUCGUUGUUGGUUUUAUAUAAGUCGUGAUUGUUUAUACUGAUCCGAUUUCUUAAACCCGAGUUGAGAAAUCCAAUGCUCCCCGGUUCGUUUAUCCCAAUUGUACCAA